AAUCUUAAAUUGAGGAAGUAGCCAUGACGCAAUACCAUCAUCAUCAUCACCAUACCAAUUCUUCACGUGCGCACCACUACUAGCUAGCAAGCAACCAGAGCAAGUGGAGUGUAGGGGUGUCAGUUUGGGUCGGUUUCGGUUGCCCAAACCAAAACUCGAAAACUCGAAAUAAAAAAUCACUAAAAACCGAACUCGACCCCGAUAAGGACUUGUGGGUUCCGUCACCUGAAACCCAAAAAUUCCUUUUCGGGUUCGGUUAAAGCAAAACCAAAACCCGAACGCCUAAAAAUACGGGCUGAGUUCUAUUCAUUGGAGGAUUUUAGCCGGAACCCGAAAAACAGAUAAGCAAAACGAACCCGAAACCGAAAAACCCGAAACCCGAAACGAACCCGAACCCAAAAAACCGAAAAUGUAUAUAAUCGGGUCGGUUUUGGGUAAACCAAAAAACCGAACCCGAAUUGACACUCCUAGUGGAGUGUGCAAUCAUGUACGUAUACAUUAACGUUACUACUGACUAGCUGGCGCACUUUAGCCACGAUAUUUUUCAGCCAAGCAACAAAUAUCGCAACGACACUACUAUAUAUUACGAGAAAUAACACUCCGCCAUGAAAAGCUAGCUAUAGCUUCCCUCAUCAAACCUUCAAAAAAAAUCCCUCACAAACCCUAACUCUCACUCUACCAAUGCAAAGCAGAACCUCCGACGUCGUUCUGGAAAUGGACCAUCAUCAUCAUCGUCCAAAACCAGCCACCACCAGAUCCCAAUCCAUGAAAGACGACGACCUAAUCACCAGCCGACCGGAUCAUCAUCAUCACCACCGUCCAAAACCAACCAAAACCCUCCGCCGCCUCAGCCUCUCCAAGCCCAAAGCUCGACUCCUCGAGUACAACUACCCUCCUCCCUCCUCCAUUCCAGAGAAUAUUAACUCACCAAACAACGACGAUCACAAACCCACCCACUCGGAUUCCUCGUCGUCGUCACGAGACGACGACGAGUGGAGCCACGACGACGAUGAUUUUGACGAAAUGGGCACCUCACCCUCCUCCUCCAAGCAGAAGCUUCACAGGAGGAGGAAGAAGUUUCCUUUAAGGUACUUCAUCGAGUGCGUCAUGUUCAUGGCGAUCCUGGCCUGCCUGGUGACGUCCCUGACGGUGCACCCGUUCAACCGGAGGAAGCGGGUGUGGAAGUGGUGCCUGAUGGUGAUGGUGACGUUCUGCGGCCGGCUGGUCUCCGGCUGGAUGAUGGCGGUGGCGGUGUUCGCCAUCGAAAGGAACUUCAUGCUCCGGGAGAAGGUGCUCUACUUCGUGUACGGGCUCCGGAAGGGGAUCCAGAACUGCCUCUGGUUGGGCCUGGUCCUCCUCUCCUGGACCUUCGUCUUCAGCCCGCAGCUCCACAAGAAGUACAAGCUCCUCGACCGCAUCUACCGAGGGCUGGUAGCGGUCCUGGUCGCCGCCGUGAUCUGGCUGGUGAAGAUCGUGCUGGUGAAGACCCUCGCGUCGUCGUUCCACGUGGCGACCUACUUCGACCGGAUGAAGGAGAGCGUGUUCCACCACUACGUCCUCGACACGCUCUCCGGGCCGCCGGCCGCGGAGAGGGUGGCGGUGGAGCAGCGGAGCGGGUUGAUGGAGUCGAAGUCGAUGCCGGCCGACGGAGGGAGGAGGAGGAGGAAGCGGCGGGUGUUGGGGAAGUCGAGGUCGACGAAUACGACGUCGAAGAAGGACACGGUGGAGGAGCUGAGGCGGCUGAGCUUGGAGAGCAGGACGUCGGCGUGGGGGAUCAGGCGGCUGGUGAACCACGUGAUGACGUCCGGGCUGUCGACGAUCUCGAAGACGGUGGACGAUUUCGCCAAGGCGGAGUCCGAGAUCGGCAGCGAGUGGCAGGCCCGAGGCGCGGCCAAGAGGAUUUUCGUCAACGUGGCUAAGCCUGGUGCCAAGUACAUAGAAGAAGAAGAUCUCAUGAGAUUCUUGAGCCGAGUUGAGAUUCACACCAUAUUCCCGUUCUUCGAAGGUGCCCUCGAGACAGGAAGGAUCUCCAAGCCCUCCUUCAGAAAUUGGGUGGUGCGCGCAUACUUGGAGAGGAAGUCGCUGGCGCACUCCCUGAACGACACGAGGACGGCGGUGCACCAGCUCCACAAGCUGGCGAGCGUGGUGGUGGUGGUGAUCAUUGCGGCGGUGACGGUGGUGCUGAUGGGGCUGGCGAACCUGCAGGUGAUAUUCUUCGUCACCACCCAGAUGGUGGUGGUCGGCGUCAUCUUCCAGAACAUGUGCCGGAACGUCUUCGAGUCCAUCGUCUUCGUCUUCAUCAUGCACCCUUUCGACAUCGGCGACCGCUGCGUCGUCGACGGCGUCCAGAUGAUAGUGGAGGAGAUGAACAUACUGACGACGGUGUUCCUGAGAUACGACAACGAGAAGAUUUACUACCCGAAUUCCGUCCUGCUCACAAAACCAAUCAGCAAUUUCUACAGGAGCCCGGAGAUGAGCGACGCCGUCAACUUCUCCGUCGACAUCUCCACCUCCAUGGACACCAUCCACGCCCUCAAGAAGGCAAUUCAAAUCUACAUCGAGAGCAAGCCAGGUUACUGGAACCCGAAGCACUCCGUGGUGGUGAAGGAGAUCGCGCCGAUGAACUUGAUGAGCAUGGCGCUGUGCGUGCAGCACACCAUCAACCACCAGAACUACGGGGAGAGGAACUACAGGAUGACGGAGCUCAUCUUGGAGCUGAAGAACGUGUUUGAGAGUCUCGGGAUCAGGUAUCGCCUCCUUCCUCAGGAGAUCCACCUUACUCGCUCGUGAUCGAUUCGACGACGACACGGUUGCUGCUUAAGGACCGACUGAACGCGAUGCUCGUGUAUUUUGACUGCGCUUGUAAGUGAAGUCAACUGCGAAUUAUUAUUAAGAAUGUAUGUAACAACUAUCUUCUUUGUUCUUAUUCCUGUAACAAUGAGAUUCUACAACUUCAUUAUCUUUCAUAAUGCUUGAACUUAUGCUCGAUCUUGUUGGUUCUGACAUUCACAUGACUCGAGAUUUUUUUUACUCACAGAUAGUGUCAUAGAUUGAAAAAGAGAUACGAGGAACCAAGCAUUUAAGUGAGUUACCGAACCAAUAGUCGAAUUAUUGAUAAAACGAUAUAAUUCGUCACUUGUUAGACAAUCGUAUUAACAUGUCUAGGCGCGCAUAAUUAGUUGAAGUCAACUUCCACCAAUUGUGAAUCUCCACAAAAUUAAUUGAAGGAGCACUUCUAUUGUACUAUAAAGUAUUGAUGUUUUA
Molecule: messenger RNA, 3264 nt
Organism: Linum trigynum
Lineage: Eukaryota; Viridiplantae; Streptophyta; Magnoliopsida; Malpighiales; Linaceae
Source: the annotation of a GenBank genome assembly